This is a messenger RNA of Salarias fasciatus (jewelled blenny), 5472 nucleotides long. Its product is annotated as protein kinase C epsilon type-like. NCBI's taxonomy places the organism in Eukaryota, Metazoa, Chordata, Actinopteri, Blenniiformes, Blenniidae. The transcript is spliced from 15 exons. Gene Ontology annotation, biological process: protein phosphorylation. The coding region runs from base 1 to 2289 and encodes 762 amino acids. The record is from RefSeq and is a predicted model, not a curated record. Gene Ontology annotation, molecular function: ATP binding; diacylglycerol-dependent serine/threonine kinase activity.
AUGGUGGUCUUCAACGGGCAGCUGAAGAUCAAGAUCUGCGAGGCUCUGGACCUGAAGCCCACCGCCUGGUCCCUGCGCCACGCCGUCGGACCCAAGACGCAGACCUUCCUCCUGGACACGUACAUCGCGCUCAACGUGGACGACUCGCGCGUGGGCCAGACGUCCACCAAGCAGAAGACCAACAGCCCCGCGUGGAACGACGAGUUCACCACCGAGGUGCACGACGGACGCAGGAUCGAGCUGUCCGUCUUCCACGACGCGCCCAUCGGAUACGACGACUUCGUGGCCAACUGCAUCAUCCAGUUCGAGGACAUCCUGCACAACGGCAGCAAGCACUACGAGGAAUGGAUCGAUUUGGAGCCGGAGGGCAAAGUGUACGUCGUCAUCGACUUGUCUGGAUCUUCCAGUGAAGCGGCGCCGGCCUCGGCUGACAAUGAGGAGCGGGUGUUCCGGCAGCGGAUGCGUCCCAGGAAGCGGCAGGGCGCCGUCCGCCGCAGGGUCCACCAGGUCAACGGCCACAAGUUCAUGGCCACCUACCUGAGGCAGCCCACGUACUGCUCCCACUGCAGGGACUUCAUCUGGGGUGUUUUGGGAAAGCAGGGCUACCAGUGUCAAGUGUGCACCUGUGUGGUCCACAAGCGCUGCCACGAGCUCAUCAUCACAAAGUGUGCAGGGAUGAAGAAGCAGGACGACACAGUCGGGGAGCCGGUGGGCUCUCAGAGGUUCAGCGUCAACGUCCCGCACAAGUUCAGCAUCCACAACUUCAAGGUCCUGACGUUCUGCGACCACUGCGGCUCGCUGCUGUGGGGGCUGCUGCGCCAGGGCCUGCAGUGUAAAGUGUGUAAAGUCAACGUCCACAGGCGCUGCGAGAGCAACGUGGCGCCCAACUGCGGCGUGGACGCCAGAGGCAUCGCCAAAGUCCUGUCCGACCUCGGAGUCACUCCGGACAAAAUCUCCAACAGCGCCCACAGACGGAAAAAGCUUCCUCAGACUCCGGAUCCUCAGCAGUCGCUAUCAGGGAUUCCUCCGCCAGAGGACGACCGCUCCAGGUCUGCUCCCACGUCGCCCUGCGACCAAGAUGUGAAGGAGCUGGAGAACAUCCGGAAGGCCAUGUCCUUCGACCACCGCGGGGAGGAGCACAAGGCGCGCCCCCUCACGUCCUCGGCGUCCGUCGACGUCCACAAAGGAGGAGGGGGCGGGGCCAACAGCCUCAAAGCGGCGAGCGGGGGCAGCCAGGCGAACGGCGAGGUCAAAGGCCACAGCGUUCCAGAGGCCAAGCGGAUGAACCUGCACGACUUCGUGUUCAUUAAAGUUCUGGGAAAAGGAAGCUUUGGAAAGGUGAUGCUGGCCGAGCUGAAGGGCUCCGACGAGGUGUUCGCCGUCAAGGUGCUGAAGAAGGACGUGAUCCUGCAGGACGACGACGUGGACUGCACGCUCACCGAGAAACGCAUCCUGGCCCUGGCCCGGAAACACCCCUACCUGACACAGCUCUACUGCUGCUUCCAGACCAAAGACCGCCUGUUCUUCGUGAUGGAGUACGUUAACGGAGGAGACCUGAUGUUUCAGAUUCAGCGAUCGAGGAAGUUCGACGAGGCGCGGUCUCGUUUCUAUGCUGCCGAGGUCACAUCUGCCCUGAUGUUCUUGCACCGGCACGGCGUCAUAUACAGAGACUUGAAGCUGGACAACAUCCUCCUGGAUGCUGAAGGUCACUGUAAGCUGGCAGACUUUGGCAUGUGUAAGGAGGGAAUCCUGAACGGAGUCACCACCACCACUUUCUGUGGGACGCCAGACUACAUUGCACCCGAGAUCCUUCAGGAGCUGGAUUACGGCCCGUCGGUGGACUGGUGGGCUUUGGGGGUGCUGAUGUACGAGAUGAUGGCGGGGCAGCCUCCGUUCGAGGCCGACAACGAGGACGACCUGUUUGAGUCCAUCCUCCAUGACGACGUCCUCUAUCCAGUGUGGCUCAGCAAGGAGGCCGUGUCCAUCCUGAGAGCGUUCAUGACGAAGAGUCCGAACAAGCGCCUGGGCUGCGUUGUGGCUCAGGGUCUGGAGGAGGCCAUCAAGCUGCACCCGUUCUUCAGAGAGAUCGACUGGACGCUGCUGGAGCAGAGGAAGAUCCGGCCUCCGUUCAAACCUCGCAUCAAAACCAAAAGGGACGUCAAUAACUUUGACCAGGACUUCACCCGAGAGGAGCCCGUCCUGACGCCCGUGGAGGACAGCAUCAUCAAGCAGAUCAACCAGGACGAGUUCAAAGGAUUCUCCUACUUCGGGGACGAGACCGCCGCCUAGCACUUCCACACACAGCACGAGUACACAAAUCAACACACACAGUAUUUAACAAGCUCCUGAACUCCUCCCAGCGCUCCAGGAAUUAUACCCCACCAUUCGUGUUUCUCGUGUUUCUGUGCUGUUGUUCGUUCGAUCGUGCGCACCUCCAUCGGAUCGCGAGGAACGACCCCGGCGGUCCCGAAGAGGAACGCACACACACACACUCUCACACGGGCCGAAGUGGAUGGAGUGUGUGUGAGGAAAGAGAAAAGCUGAUGUGUGCAUGCAUGUGUCGUUUCUCUCCACGAAGUGCUGUAUCUCGUGUCCGUCUGUGUAUCUUCUUCCCUGACUGUGUAUGUGAACGGAAAAAAACCCAAAACGAAACAAAAAAAGCGGGAAUCAUUGAACCAAUGACUGUAUUUAAAGAUCAAACGGUUUUCAUUCAAGACUUUUCCGAUGAAAUUAUGACGACGUGAAGAUUUUAGUCUGAAUUUCUGCCAGUGUUUUGAAUCUGCGUUCACACCUGACGACUGCGUAGGAGUUCAACCUUCGGUCUGUGAUGCACUCAGUGUGAACACAUGCUAGAUUUCAGACUGGCAAAAUAAACGUUAGCUUCCGAAAAAGGCACCACUUUGGCAUUUUUGAGUUUGACGUCAGCUUUAUCUUAGCACUGUGACACCAUCCGCCUGUUCAACUUGUUAGAAGUUCUCCACAGAAAGCGAAAUGGUACGGUUAGCCUCCCGCUAACAGACCGGCCAGAUAUCAUCAAAGUUAUUAAUCCAGCCCUUUAACAAAAGAAAAAAAAAACUUAAAAAUGCAAUUUAAGUGUGUGUUAUUGCCACUUUUGUUUCACGGAUUCUCUUUAAUUUGCACCCUGGUCUUUCUCAUGUGGCUCCAUGCAGUCGGUGACUGCCGGGGAGUCUGGCUGGAGGUAAAUCGAUGUGGGUGACCUGUAAGAUCGCUAAAGCUAACUCCACCGGUGAUAUUCGUUGAAAAUACCAAAUAAUCCAGCUGAAGCAUUGACCUAACUUAAGAUAAUCUGCACCUCGGGCCCGUUUUUGAGCCUCACAGAUUGUAGCUACCUGCAGCGGCGCUAAUGCUAACUGCAAGUCGCCUGGAUCCUGUUUUAGACUCUUGAGAUGCUAAAGUUAGCCCAGUGUGCUAACGUUUGAGGAAAUUAGCAAGAUGAGACCAACCACAAUCGUUCUCCAAAGACCUUUACGACUGCAUUAUCCUUGAAGUGUGUGUGUGUGUACGUGUGUGCGCGCUGUAGCAUACCAAACCUACUGUCUGGACCACUACAAACCAAAAUCACUGCGAAGCAAAGAUCGUUUGUCAGCUAGCUCACCAGACCGAAUGUGUUCAAAAGAAUGUAUCAGCUCCGCAGUGUGUGUGUGUGUGUGUGUGUGUGUGUGUGUGUGUGUGUGUGUGUGCGCAUACAUACGCAAAGAGCUCUCAUGUCAUCAUGUUGUUCUGUGUGUGUGUAUUUUUUUCCCCCUCUAUUUAAAACACCUUUGUUUUUCAGUUGUGGGUGACUUGUUUUACUGGAUCGUCUUGUGCUUGCUGAUGUUUUGGGAAAACACUCUCGCAGUCAUAAAAGCGAACCUUCAUUUCAGCUGUUUCUCCUCCUCGUCUGUGCAGCCUGAACACGGACUUGAUAUAGGUUUAAAAAAGACAAACUUCUCAUAUGUCAAUCUUAUAGUGCAGUGAAAAGAUUCCUAACGUCUUCAGAGAAACACUCCACAUUUAAUAUACAUCAGAUCUUUUUUUUUUCUUGAGAUAUUUAUUUUUUAUGUUUUAAUCUUUUUUUUUUCCUCUGAUCUGUGAAGAAUACUUAAAAUGACCUUCAGAUAGAUUCAGUAUUCUUGAUAUUGACCUCAUGAGACCUGAAAGGAGCUCAAAUUUGACCAAUUUGGGUUUGAAAUAUGUACUAUUUUCUUUUUGAUUUCUGAAAUCCUGAAACAUUUCAAACAUUCUUUAAAAGAAUAGUUUUUAGGUGUUUGAGUCUGUCGCAAUCAGCCUGUAAUAUAUUUAUAUGCAUGAGUGAAGAAUCUGUAGGAAGUACUGAUUUAUGCAGCGAGUAUUCGAAGAUUCAUGGCGAGGCCACCUUAAUGUUUCUGCAGAAUUGGACAAAAUUUCUGAUUUCAAGAAGCUAGAUUGAAACAUUUCCUCUAAACCCAACAACAUAUAUUUGAAGAACACACGCUGAAGCUUCAUAGACCAGCUGAACCCCGCAGGAGAGUUACUUCCUCAUUACUCUGAAACCUAAUUAAUGUGGUGCUAAUUGUCAGUAGCAUUCAGCUAAUGUCAGCAGAUUAGCUCAAGUUAAAGGAAUUUCUACAUCAGGGUUUGAAUAAAGAAGUGCAGUUUCAAACGCUGAUCAAUAAAUCUGCAAAAAUACUGCCGCAAAAUGGUGGCUGAUCGGUGGUUCGAUCAUAUUGUUUCCACAAGUUUCACCUUUAAUUUUCAUUCAUUCACCAACUUCGGCGAACACUGAUUCUCACGUUGCUUACGAUCUGUGUGAAAAGCAUGUGAGAAUCAGCUCACCGUUCUUUUGCUUUUAUUUCCUAUCAUGAGCAGCGUUCUGUUGAAUUCCUGUCUUGGUUCGUCCUGAAUCUCAUCUUGUUUUUAGCCAGAAUAUUGGUUUCAUUUGACUUGAAUUUUACCACUUUUUUAAAUUUUGUUUUCUCACAUUUCAGCAAAUUGGAUUUGAAAAAGAACCCUUAAAGAAACACAGAUUAUUUACAGAUAACUUUUCUAAUAUAACUCGGAUUCAAAUACUUUUUUGUUAAGUUGCACUGCUUAAUGAAUGCUCACCGAUGCUUCACCAACUCCCCCUUGAAUGACCAUUUUCUUCAUGCUGUUUCUGUUUAAAGGUGAAAAAUAUUUGCUCGUUACACGAGUGUAGACACACUAAAGAAAAAAAAAAAGAAGAAGCCAGAAUCAGUAGUAAUUUCUGUGAUUUCUCAUUCAAGUAGCAGGAAAAAAAAAUGUAGCAGCAGAACGUGUGUUCAUUAUUCUCACGGAAACGGAUUGCAGUGUAGAUUUAGUGAUUGCGAGUGUCAUUUCAAAAGAAACGUGGACCAUAAAAGUCCCGUUAAUCCUCCGAGCUCAUGAUACGGUAAAAAAAAAAAAAAAGGCAGCAGCAACAAAAUACCUGAAACAGCAGCUAAAGUUGGCUAAAAAAGAGAGACGAGAGUGAAC